Indicator indicator is the source of this 1897-nucleotide messenger RNA. It is a transcript of the gene LOXL1, whose product is annotated as lysyl oxidase like 1. The coding region runs from base 1 to 1704 and encodes 567 amino acids. The transcript has 7 exons. Gene Ontology annotation, molecular function: copper ion binding; protein-lysine 6-oxidase activity. Gene Ontology annotation, biological process: peptidyl-lysine oxidation. The record is from RefSeq and is a predicted model, not a curated record. Lineage: Eukaryota; Metazoa; Chordata; Aves; Piciformes; Indicatoridae.
AUGGCGGAGCGGGGAGCCUGGGGGCUGUGGGGGCUGUGGGCAGCGCUGGGCUGCGGGCUGUGGCUGCUGGCCGGCGGGCAGGAGCAGGCGGGCGGCGGGCAGCCCUGGAGGCAGCUGAUCCGGUGGGAGAACAACGGCCGCGUUUACAGCUUGCUCAACACCGGCGCCGAGUACGUACCGGCCGGGCAAGAGAGACCCGGAGGCAGUCGGUUGUUGUUGGCGGGAGCGACGAGCGGAGGAACGGGCAGCGUCCGGCGGCAGGCGCCGGGGGUCCCGCCGCGACCGGGCUCCGAGACGGUGCGGGGACAAACGCGACAUCCCUUCGGGUUCGGGCAGGUGCCCGAAAACUGGAGGGAGGGACCGGUGGGCGACAGCACCGCUUCGCAACGGCUCCGGCCUGCCAGCCGCUCCCGCCAGCCUUCCUCCUCCUCCUCCUCCUCCGCCGCCUCCGCCUCGUCCUUCGCCUACGCUUCUGUCGGGCAGCCGGCGUACCCCCAGUUCCCCCUCGCCCCCCAAUACGAGCCUUACGAGGCACCCCGGGCUUACGACGAGACCUACACCUAUUACCGUAGCACCGGCCCCGGUGGGGCUGCCGUGGCUUCGGCGGCGGCGGGGGCCAGCGUGGUGUACCCCUUCCAACCCCGGGCGCGCUUCGAAGACUACGGGGAGGAGCAGAGCCCCUAUAGAGCCCAGGGUUACUACCCACCGCCCGAGCGCCCCUACGUGCCCGCUGCCCCCCAGCCGGUCGACGGGUUGGACCGUCGGUACUCCCAUAGCUUGUACCACGAUCCCGGGGGCUCGCCGGAGCAGGGCAGCCCGGACUCGUACGCCAACCAGCAACCCGCUGCCGGUCACGGCAUGGCAGCCACGGAUAACCUCCAAGCUUCCGCCGGGAUGGGCUACGGAGCUCAGUACCCACCCUACGAGCCGCAGCCGCCGUUCCGGGCGCUGGAACCUUACGGGGUUCCUCGCCCCGAGCCCUACUUGCCAGCCAGGAGCCCCGAAAUGCCACAAGCUGUCCCCGAUAGCCAAGCCCGAGUCAGCGUGGGCAGCGUCUACAGGCCCAGCCAUGGCGGACGGGGUCUCCCUGACUUGGUGCCAGACCCCAACUAUGUGCAAGCAUCCACCUAUGUGCAGCGAGCUCACCUCUACUCGCUGCGCUGUGCCGCCGAGGAGAAGUGCCUGGCCAGCACUGCCUACACCGCCGAAGCCACCGACUACGACGUGCGGGUGCUGCUGCGCUUCCCGCAGCGGGUCAAGAACCAGGGCACGGCGGACUUCCUGCCCAGCCGGCCCCGCCACGCCUGGGAGUGGCACAGCUGCCACCAGCAUUACCACAGCAUGGAUGAGUUCAGCCACUACGACCUGCUGGAUGCCACCACGGGGAGGAAGGUGGCUGAGGGCCACAAGGCCAGCUUCUGCCUGGAGGACACCACCUGUGACUUUGGCAACCUGAAGCGUUAUGCCUGCACCUCCCACACCCAGGGCUUGAGCCCAGGCUGCUAUGACACCUACAACGCUGACAUUGACUGCCAGUGGAUCGACAUCACAGAUGUGCAGCCAGGAAAUUAUGUCUUAAAGGUUCAAGUGAACCCCAAAUACAUCGUCCUGGAGUCAGAUUUCACCAACAACGUGGUGAGGUGCAACAUCCACUACACCGGCCGCUACGUCGCCACCACAAACUGCAAGAUUGCCCAAUCCUGAUGGCAGCAGGGCCAGAGGGGGACAUCACCUGCCCUGACCUCUAUCCCCACCUCAACAAAAGUGCCUGAGCUGGCUCCUCUUGGCCCACUCCAGAUCCUAGAGCCCAGCAGCAGCUCCUCCUUGAACACCCCCCCAAAAAGAAAAACCAAACAAAAAAACUCCCAAACAACUCAUUUCAUGUUAAAAGGGAGGG